GUAAACAAGGAGCACGAUGAACGAGUCAAGAUACUUAGAUGGAGUAGCCUAUACUCAUUAAAUAUGUAUGUUAUUCAGAUGUGAAUAAAUAUACGAACUUUAUGUUUAUAUCUGAGGAUGUCUGAGGUGAGGCGUUUGUGCUUCUUUUCACGAGUAUAGACUGAUAAAACUGACCGACUUUACACGAAUCUCACUUAUUAGCGUGUUCUGCAGCUCUGAGAACCAUUUUCCAUAACAUUCUGACAACAAAAAAAGUCGUAUACCUGUUUGAUUUAUUCUUAGUUUCGGUCGCAGAGGUUUCUGAGGGAGUUUCUUUUCAAACAGGAAGCUGCUCAGCAUCUCUCGCGCUCUCACACGCAGUCGAAUCAUCAGUAGAGCGCGAGCGCAGCUGACUGACAGUUGGUUCCGUUGCCUUAGAAACUAGCGUAACUAUCGCUAACCGUUUUUAUUUCGCAGAAAACUAACGUGGGAUCGAUUAAUUGCAAACUUUUCGUUUCUUUUUACUUCUCAAAUAACUUUUUUUUGAGGGAAAGUUGGAUUGAAAACUUGUCCAAUGAGUAAUUUUUACGAAAAUCCCGACGGUCAAGAAGAACUGGACUUUCCAUUACUUUUCUUGUACAACCAACCUGGCAACGACUUACCUCCAGAUGACCAAGCUGAUGAGUCUGGCGUCCCCUCCAACCAUGGCACCAAUCAAACUUCCCCAUGCAUUCAUCAAGACCCUUCUCUUUACGGUGAAGAGUCCAUUUCCCAGAUUUCCCACCAUCUCCCUGCCGAUGACCUUCUCACUUACGAGCAAUCUGAUCUCAGACAGUCUCUCGGUCACUCCUCCCUGCUUGCCGCCCACCCUGGAGCCCUCCAAGGCAACAGCCCGAGAAUUGAAAUCACCUGCCCUGACCUGCACCACCAUGACCAUGUUCUCACCAACCCUGUAAACAUCAAUCGGCCCAUGCUCACCGUUCCAGGGUACGACAUGCCCUACAGGGAGAGCCAAUGCCUCAGUCCGGCUAGUAGCACCUCCUCUACUAGCUGGCAUUCAGAUGGCUAUUCUCCAGGAACAUACUCACCCUGCAUCUCUCCCGGAGGUGGUGAAGGAAGUCUGGUCGGAGUGACUGAAGCCGACCUUUGCCCGAUGAUGCAGGCCAUCCAAGCCUCAGGUUCUCCCAACACGUCCCCUCGCACCAGCAUCACAGAAGACACCGUCCUCGACCGCCGCUCAUCCUCUCCACGUUCUCGCUCGGCUUCUCCGCAGGGCAAACGCACCUAUGUUCAGACUCAAAAUCUCCAUUUUGGCCGAGACGAGCCCACUGAGUUCUAUGCACUGGCAAACUUGGAGGAUUCCAUAAACAACCUCACCAGCUUGACUAAACCGAUCCCUACUAAGAUUGUCAGGCCUAAUCUAGAGUAUUCUGUCUACACGGAAAGCCAGGCGGGCAUGUUCCCAACCAUGACGGAAGUGAAAAAGGAAUUCACUAUGGAAUCAUGCUAUUUCAUGCCAGCCAACUGGUCCAGUCAGGCUCUCGCAGGGGUUUGUAGUAUGCCAGUGGCAGCCUUGCCAGCGCUGGACUGGCCUCUCCCCAGCAGCAGUGAGCAGUAUGAGCUCAGAAUAGAGGUUCAACCCAGACAACAUCACCGGGCCCACUACGAGACGGAAGGAAGCCGAGGAGCCGUCAAAGCAUCUGCCGGAGGCCAUCCUGUCGUUCAGUUGCGAGGGUACACCGGGAUGGAGCCUCUGGCUCUACAGGUCUUCAUCGGCACGGCUGACGACAGGAACCUCAGACCUCACGCAUUCUACCAGGUCCACCGCAUCACCGGCAAGACCGUCACCACCAACAGUCAGGAACGAAUAUUGAGCGGAACCAAAAUCCUAGAGGUGCCACUGGAGCCCAAGGAGGACAUGAGAGUUGUAGUUGACUGUGCUGGUAUCCUGAAACUGAGAAAUGCCGACAUUGAGCUGAAGAAAGGAGAGACGGAUGUCGGACGGAAAAACACACGAGUGAAAUUGGUCUUCCGUGUCCACGUUCCUCAACCCGGAGGCCAGUGGCUCUCUCUCCAAGUGGCCUCGCAGACUAUUGAGUGCUCUCAAAGGUCGGCCCAUGAGCAGCCAGCGGUAGAGCGUCAGGACAUGGACCACUGUUCGGUUCUGGGUGGACUGCAGAUGAUCCUAAGGGGCCAGAACUUCACUUCAGAGUCCAAAGUUAUCUUCUUUGAGAAAACGCAUGUUGACUUACAGAUAUGGGAGGCGGAGGCGAAAGUUUACAGAGACAAAAGCACGUCUAACCUGCUGUUCUUGGAAAUCCCUCCAUAUCGGGACCCCAACAUCUAUCACCCGGUCAAAGUCAGCUUUCACGUGCUGAAUGGGAAGAAGAAAUGCAGCCAGCCUCAAAACUUCACCUACACGCCCCUCUCAGUGCCGCAGAUUAAAGCAGAGCCGCUUGAAGAAUACCAGUACGCACAGUUAGGCUGUACUGUGCGUCCCGUCAUGGGCAUUUCUCCUCCCUCUUCCCAUCUUGCGGACGGUUGUAUGAUGCCCUCCGGGCCGUCGUACCAUCGACCUCAAUCUGGCAUGUAUCCCGCUGUCCCACAACACCACCUCGAGCACGCAUCCAUUCGCUACCAGGUGCCAGGAAUUCUCGCUGGCUCCCCGGGUCAUGCUUCGUGUAUGGCAACCACACAUAGUGCAACCUCGGUGUCUACGUUUGUGUCUAACACCUACCAGCACACCAUAGCAGGUGACAGCAUCCAAACGGCCGCCUCGUUAUUUCCCACCCUUGACGUGUCAGAGCUCUGCUCCGCUGGGGCCUAUCAGAAGGCGUACGGCUCAAGGGCGUCCCCAACCACAGGGAGGUCCCCACCGGCCCGCAGCCAUCAGCAGACAUACCUGCCCGUGCAGCAGCAGAGAAACGUCAGCCCUGUGAGAGUCACCAUCAAGCAGGAGAACCUGGAUCAGGCCUAUCUGGAUGAUGUGAAUGCUGUUAUAAGAAGGGACCUUGUUCAUAAAAAUAAGCUCUAAUGUGGAAGACAAAUCAACAUCCCCUCUCAUGAAACAGCAUCAGGCUGAUGAAGACGUCUUGGCAUUGAUCUCUAUUUCAGUUCCUUGUUUUUCAUCAUAUCUAUGAUUUGUACACAAAAAGAUGAUUUCAGUAAGAUCACAUUAGACAUAAUAUCAGUGUGUUUUGUUAUUGUUUAUAUAAUGCCUAUUUUCUCAAAUCAUGUUUUUAAUCAAAGAGCAACUUUAUGAGACAUAUUUAUCAAUGUGUAUUUCAAAUAAAAUGUUUUAAAGUGGCUGUUACUUUGUUGGAACAAACUAAAAUGCAAACCAAUCUGGCAGAUAAUUAUUAGUAAACUGGAUGCUGAUUAGUUAGUAGUUACUACUAGAUAUUCUAACACAGCUGAUGUAAUCAUAAUUAUACUUAAAUAUGUUUAUAUUUGUGUCCUUAAUUUACGUAAGAAUUAUGAAAGCUUUUCUGUAAUAUUUAAAAUGCAAAAUUGUUGUUCAUGCAGUUUUAUAUUUGUUUCAAGAGUUCCAGAUUCAUGAAAAUGUUCUUAAGAAAAAAAGUGUUAUCAAUGUAUCAAGUUCAUAGUUUUAAAUACAAUUCUCAAAUACUUAA
Messenger RNA from Ctenopharyngodon idella (grass carp), 3611 nucleotides. RefSeq names its product nuclear factor of activated T-cells, cytoplasmic 2. Gene Ontology annotation, cellular component: transcription regulator complex. Gene Ontology annotation, biological process: cytokine production; regulation of transcription by RNA polymerase II; calcineurin-NFAT signaling cascade. The transcript is spliced from 10 exons. Bases 554 to 3013 code for a protein of 819 amino acids. Gene Ontology annotation, molecular function: DNA-binding transcription factor activity, RNA polymerase II-specific; RNA polymerase II cis-regulatory region sequence-specific DNA binding; transcription factor binding. The record is from RefSeq and is a predicted model, not a curated record. NCBI's taxonomy places the organism in Eukaryota, Metazoa, Chordata, Actinopteri, Cypriniformes, Xenocyprididae.